AUGUUGAAAUAUGGAGUAUUAAGGUAUCAGCUGAGUCCGGUUUCCUUAAAACCAAAUGUAAAAGCGAGUCGAAGUCAACAUGGUCCUUUUCAGAAUAAGCUCGCUAAGUUAGUGGAAAAGUUAUCGACUGAGCGAGAAAUAGUCGACUUGGAACAUGAAACAGGAAGGAAACUAUUCAAUUCCAUGGACACCUUUUUCGCCUACGGGCUACUGUCUGGCGAUAAAGUGUACUGGCGGUUUGUUCGUGAGUUUCUACCGAAGACGCAACAGCAACUCUUACGAGCUGAAUGGGGUGAUAUUGAUGAUCGGCGUUUGUCAAUAGCCUGGUUGAAAGAUGCUUUUAACAGAAGUACACUUCACUUUCAAAUGCUUGCUUUCAGGAAUAAUCGGCGUUUCAUUGAACGAUUUUAUCAUCGCAAUGCUUGCAUGAGUAAUGGUGGGAUGCUUGAGGCAGUCACUGACAUGAUUACCAGCCUUGUGAAUGUUCAGUUUGCCUUUUAUGAAAGUCUGCGUAAUCAACCUCCUGUGCUAAGUGAAACAAUCCCAGCAGAUCUAGAAACCAUUCCUGUGCCUUCGCCAAAAGACCAGGAUGCAAUACUGGAUGAGUUGAUGAGAAUGCGAAAAAGCAGGUUACAUGGCUAUGAAGAAAACAACCCGAAUGCAAAGAAUGAAAGCAACAUGGAUUCUGGUGUUAAUACAAGUGGAAAUUCUUCCGGGCCACCUCCUAGGAGUGAAGGGUUCGAAGAGGUUGUGCGGAAGACGAUGUCACAAGCGAAUAUGGAGAACCUGGGAGAGCUUGAAGCAAAAUCAUUUGAUAGCCUUCUUCAAUACGAGGAACUACCACAUGAGAAACAUCAUGACGAUGACACCUUAAUUGAAGGCGAAGUGAUGCUACAUUCUGGAGACAUUCUGAAACUAGCCAUGAAUGUGUACGUGAAUGAGGGUGAAAGGUUGCUUCGUAUGUAUCAUGUAUAUCAGCGGUUUGCUGCUGGAAUGCCUCAUCAGAGGCUUCUUGCCGUAACCGAUCACAAUGUAUACGUUAUUACCCAGAAUAUCGUGCAAGAAGAAUCUGCUCGGACAGGAGUGUUCGAAGAAGGUGGUCAUAAUAACGUAUUCUAUGAAGUACACGCCAUCGUACCGCUAUCAGCUAUUGACUAUAUAGGGGUUUCGACGGAUUCUCAAGUGAUUAUUUUGUAUGCAAAAAGUGGUAUGCCUUUCCACACGAAAACAGAAACAGAAGGGAGUAAGGACAAAAUUUGUCCGAUUGCAACGGCAGAUGUUCAACUUGGGAAGGCUAUUGUCAAAACCAUAACCACGGCUGUUGAAGACGGAAAUCAGGAGCCACCACCCGUAUUCACUGAAAGCACUCCGUAUUCAUUGAUAAUUAAGCGCUACUUGACGAAGGAGCUCAAUGGAUCGCCUCACAUUGAGUUACGAUAUUUUGCGCUCGCUUAUUGGAAAGAGUCAUCAGCAUGCUUAGAAAAGCAGAAUGCAGAAAAUGUGGGCUACCUUUACAGAAGGAUGGUCCCUCCGUACUGGUGGAGGAAACCUCCGGCAGAGUGGUUCCAAAGCUAUUUCGUGUUAAAAGGUUCCAAAAUGUAUGUCUUUACUGAUUCUACAUGCAAAGAAGGGGAAAUGGUCAUAAACCUCAGUGAUUGCACAGAAGUGUUGGAACUAGACUCGAAAAAAGAUUGUCAGUGGGGAUUUGAGUUGGUGUUACCGGAAGGCAACCUACAGUUGCAAUGCCCAAGCAAGGACGAGAUGAAUAAGUGGAUGCAGCUUGUAAACGUGGCUUUGAAUUCACUGAAUGACGAUGAUGCAGCAGCGUGUAUGGUGAUGAUAACCGAUACAAAUCUUGUUGUCGCUCAAGAAGGCGAGAAAUGUUUCACAGACGGUUUUAUUCGCACUUUGGUUUUGAUGCAUCCACCUCGUCGUCGGCCAAAGUUGUCAUACGACAAGGGACGAUGUGUUCCAGUAGGAUGGAAGCCGCUGGUUGUUGAUCCCCGAGUACGCAGCUACAUUUACGCUAGAGCAAAACGUACAUGCUUGGAAGCAAGAGAUCGAGAAGCUCAACGACGAGCUGCGGAAGAACGCCAGCGUGAGCGCCAACAAAUGCGUGAACGAGUUGAUGAGGAUUUAGAGGCAUGCGAAGCUGAGCUGGAACGAGUAAAGGCGCGACGGGAUGAGUUAGCAGCAGAGAAACACGAAUGCUUCACAAAGCUAAAGGCUUGCCUUCAGCGCGAGUCUAUGCAAAAGAAAGCGGAAGAUGAACGUAAACGAAGGGAGCUGCUUACACUUCAAAUACAGCAACCAUUCCUGGCCGCGACAAUUCAAGCUCAGGCACAGGCUCAAGCACAAGCACAGGCAAACAGCCUAAUAUCAAAUCAACACCUGCUGACACAACAAAAUUUACUAUCACAGCACUUUUCUGCCCAAAAUCUCUUGAACCAGCAGGCGUUGCUUCAACAUCAACAACUACUUGCGGCACAAAAGUUCCAAGAGCUGGCUCAAGCUCAGCGCAAUCUUGUUCAACAGCAACAAAAUGCCGCACAGGUAACUGCGCAGCAAGCUUUACCUGCUGGAAUAACGCCCGCCUAUCUACAACAAGCGCUUGGUCAAGUUCAGGUA
Messenger RNA from Haemonchus placei, 2628 nucleotides. Lineage: Eukaryota; Metazoa; Nematoda; Chromadorea; Rhabditida; Trichostrongylidae. The record is from the annotation of a GenBank genome assembly.